AUGGCGCCUCAUCCCUCCAGUGCACCUGCUAUCCGAGUGGCCCACAAGACAGAGCUGCCCUUUCCAAGAGCCACCGCCGACGAAGUGACCUGUGCUGCAUCUACUCUCCCCAGCCCCACACUCGUAUCCCCAGACUGCGCCGAGGUCCAAGGGGGCGGCUGCCGAGGGUCGACGACAACCAGGAAGCUCCGGGGGCGGCUCGGAGGGCGCAGCCGUCCCAAGAACGAGUUGGCGCUGAGCAGGCAGCGACGGAGCCGGCGCAAAAAGGCCAAUGACCGAGAGCGCAAUCGGAUGCACAACCUUAACUCGGCGCUGGACGCUCUGCGCGGCGUCCUGCCCACCUUUCCCGAUGACGCGAAGCUCACCAAAAUCGAGACGCUGCGCUUUGCGCACAACUACAUCUGGGCGCUGACGCAAACGCUACGCCUAGCCGACCACAGUCUCUGCGGACUGGAGCCGCAGGCUGCCCCGUGCGCCGGGCUAGGCAGCCCGGAGGGCAGCUCCUCUGGGGACUGGGACUCCCUGUACUCCCCCGUCUCCCAGGCGGGCAGCCUGAGCCCCGCUGCCUCGCUGGAGGAGCUGCCCGGGCUACCGGUACCCGCCUCUCCAGCCUACCUGCGCCCAGGAGCCCUGGCCUUCUCAGACUUUCUCUGA
Elephantulus edwardii (Cape elephant shrew) is the source of this 654-nucleotide messenger RNA. RefSeq names its product neurogenin 3 (gene NEUROG3). Gene Ontology annotation, molecular function: protein dimerization activity. Lineage: Eukaryota; Metazoa; Chordata; Mammalia; Macroscelidea; Macroscelididae. The record is from RefSeq and is a predicted model, not a curated record. The transcript has a single exon. The coding region runs from base 1 to 654 and encodes 217 amino acids.